Molecule: messenger RNA, 4395 nt
Organism: Physella acuta
Lineage: Eukaryota; Metazoa; Mollusca; Gastropoda; Physidae
Biological process (GO): regulation of transcription by RNA polymerase II; cellular response to lipopolysaccharide; positive regulation of canonical NF-kappaB signal transduction
Source: RefSeq, a predicted model, not a curated record
GCGUUGUGCGCCUGGCCUGGGAAGGUAAAGUUUUGAAAAGGGAAGUCCGCGCAACCCAGCUAGCAAAUCCAAUCAUUCAGAGAUGCUGUUCUUGCUCCAGUUUGCCGUGAUGCUAUUCUUAGGGCCAUUGCGAGGAAAUGCGUAUGAUAGUAUUUGCUAAUUUUGAAACAAAGGACUGCCCGAAAUGUGUGAUACGCAUGUUGAUACACAAGGGACCAAACAAGGGCUGAUAAUGUGUGAGGACAAGUACCCAUGUGUGUUAGUACUCAGUGAUGUCUUUAAAUGCUGACGAAAGUGCUUUAGGAAGUGUCAGCUCAUUUUCCUCUUUAGAAUUAGAUGAUGCUGAUUUACAGAAGAAAUACUUGAAUGAAAAAGAGAAAAACAGAAAAUUAGAAGAAAAACUUAGUGGCUACAAAACAGUUGUGCAACAAAUUCCAAAGUAUGAAGAAAACAUAAAGGAACUCAAAAGGCGGAAUAAAGAUCAACAGGACAAACUGAAUGUGUAUGAGAAGCUACUAAGAGAAAAUAAUGCUCAAGAAGAAAGCCCUAAAUCACCAUUGCAGGAUGCUCAAGGUAUAACAGAGCUCGGAGAACCUCACUCACCCGGCAGAUCAGGCACCACCACACGCAGUCCAUCUUUUGUCAUUCUAAGUUGCCAGAAAACAGAGUCAGACCCCCUGUCAAAGAAGAUCCCUGACAGCUCUAGACAGGCAACACUCAGCUCAUCCAACCCAACUUCACCCCCACCUCUGGUUUACCCAACAACACCAUUGUCCACAACACAUGAACCUGUUUAUAUUCAAGGGAAGCCACUCCAGACUAACCAAAAUUAUGGUCACAAAAAUAUUUCCCAGGCUGUAGUAAGAAGUCCAUUCCCCCAAUUGAAUAGGGAACCUGUUCAGAUGUCAUUCUCUGAAGUCCCUCCAUCCACACAGUCCCACAACUACAAGGCUAGUGCAUCAGUCGACCCCAGCAGGCUCUUUAACUGGGAAGGGGUAGGUAACUCUGCCUCCCCUUUUGUUUCAUCCCAAGGAUCCUCCACAUUUGCCUCCCAGCCAGAAAACUCCCAGAGGAAAGAUGUCCCAACCUUGUGCUACCCCCACCCCAGCACCAGAAGCUUUCUACCUGUGGAGUCCUAUGGAAUAGGUGCACGUCCUAAAGAAUGGCAACCUUUAAUGACGCAUGUCCCAAAACAGCCAACAAGGUAUGAAGACUCGCUACUGAGAACUGAAGAAAAAGUGUAUCCACCACAUACGAAUCAACAUUUCCAAGUGCCUGAACCAAAUAAACCUGGCUCCGUUGUUGGUGGUGCCCCAGCUGAGAGGUCAAGCACCUUGAAUAAUUUAAGUGGAGACAGCAAAAACUUUUUAGGAAUGGCAGAAUCACAAAAAGACUUACUUAACAUGAGUGGACCAACAACUGACCUGAUGAAGUUUGGCAGCUUUACCUUCCAGCAGAAUAUCCCAACCCCUGCCAAUGUCAGUAGCCAGGACAAGAGUGUGACAUUCCCCAGUGAUGACCAGUCCCAGUUGGCCGCUCAAGCAGAAAGUAUGGCCAGCAUGGUCAAGUCCAGUGACUCUGUGUCAGGCAUCAGCGAGCAGCUGGCCAUGUUUGCUAAAGAGUUUGAGAAGAUGGCCAAGAAACUCCGAGAGAAUGAGGUGUUGAUUCAACGACAGCAAGUACAGAUACAAAGCUUGUCAAAAACUGGCAAUGAAACAGCACUGAGGGCUGAAGUCCAAUCUCUGAGAGAGGAGAAUGAAAUGCUGCAUGCGUUUUUAACUGCAGAGAGACAGGGUCAUGGUUCUCACAUUCUGGAGCCUGGCUGGGCAGUGGUGGCUAAUCAGCAGGCCAGUGAAGCCAAUCUCCCCGCUGACCAUCCUGUCAUGAAGAAACUGGACACACUUGAGAAAAUUAAUGCCAAGCUGUUCAUGGCCAACAAAGACUGGCACAGUAAAUGGGAAAUCUUGCGGCGCCAAAACCAGGAGAGGAACGACGAGCUGGAGGCAACCAUUCAGAAGGUCACUCAGGAGAAACAGAAACUACAGGAAGACUUUGAGAACUUGGAGAAACAGCUGCAGGACGCAAUGGCCUACAAACAGGAAAGUGGUCAGAAGAUUUUUGAUUUAGAAUCCGAGAAGAAACAGCUGGAGAGGUUUGUUGAGUCCCUGAAGUCUGACGUCCAGCUGCUGACCAAUGACAAGAGGAAGCUGUUUGCAGACUUGAACUCACUCAAGAACACCAGCAAGACAAAAGCUCAAGAAGAGAAAGGCCUGGACACUGAGAUUGGACUCCUCAAACAACAGCUGACCCUGUUUGCCGAAGAUUUUGAAAAAGAACGCCAGGACCGGGCAACUGCAGAAAACAAACUGGAGAAAUACAGGAAAGAAAAAGAUCACAUUAAACAAAGUUUGGAGAACAAACUAAAAAAACUUAACUCUCAGUUGAAGACACUUGAGGGCGAGGUCAGGAUGAAAUCUAGACAGAAUGUGGAGCUCCAGUACCAAGUUGAUGACCUCAAACUUCAGCUUCAAAGUGAGCAAAGAAAGGCAGCCUUAGCAGCGCAGCAACCUUUGAGCUACCACCCACCCACAUCCACCUACCACGGGCCCAGCACCCACCUGUUCUACACCAGUGGUGGGGAGAGAUACAACUCCGAACCUUCACAGAUCAGUCGAACCGUGCGACCCACUUCACCCUCUACAAGCAGACCCGUGGUGCCAGCGCGCCAGUUGUCCCCUGAACACCUGGCGGGGGCGUGGAAGUGUAAGGACUGCACCUACAUCAACUACCCCAACAGGACGGUCUGUGAUAUCUGUGGAUACAUCAAUGCUGGCAAUGGUGAAUUGGCUUCAAAUUUUGAAACUGGUGGACAGGAGCUACACUCCAGGGGAGACAGGCUGCACGCUGGGUUUGAUGUGGAAGAUGUCGUCGCUGACUGUGGUGAACCCAACACACCACUGGAGAAAUAAAAAAAACUGAUGGUCUCAUCUGAUGUCAUCUGUCUGAUGGUCUCAUCUGAUGUCAUGUCAUAUGUCAAAUGGUCUCAUCUGAUGUCUCAUCAUCUGUCUGAUGGUCUUAUCUGAUGUCAUGUCAUCUCUGUAUGCUAAAACAUGCAGCUCUAGGUGACAUGUGACAUGCAGCUCUAGGUGACAUGUGACAUUCAGCUGUAGCUGACAUGUGACAUGCAGCCAAUGAAAGCGUUGAGCAGCAUCAGUAAACAAGAUUUUCUCUACUGACCUUCUGUUAGGAAAUUUUUUUAAUCAGCCCAAUAAUUAGACAAAAACUGUAUGGAGAAAAUAGUUGUACAACUGCUCCACUGGGUGGAAAACAUAGUUGUACAACUGCUACACAAUGAAGAAAAUAGUUGUACAACUGCUCCACUGGAUGGAGAAAAUAGUUGUACAACUGUUGCAUUGGAUGUGGCCACCAUGAUUGAAAACAAUCCAGAUCUCUGCUUGAUUGUGCUUGUACCAAUGGCUGUGAACUAGACACCAUUUAUUGUAUUGACUCUGCCAGCUAGGAUAUGUGUCAGCCAUAAGUGCAUCAUUCUUUAAAAACUUAUUCUUAAUGUACCCGGAAAUAAUUCAUUGGGAAUUUACUAUAAGGAUACAAACAUUUGGCUGAAUAAAAUUUCCUCGCCAAGAUUUUAAGACAGCAAACAUAAAUAACAAUUGCAACUGUUUUUGGUGAUCAACCUAUACCCUACAAGUUGGGGACAGAGAAAUAUUAUAUCAGACAUUGGUAUUGUUUUAUUUACUGAAAAUUGUUAAUGAUUAACAAAGAAAAUUUAUCAUGAAUGACUAUCAGCUCCUAAUUUUAAAAUUAGAUAUAACUUUCACAAGAAAAUUUUAAAAUGUUAACUAUACCAUUUGGAGCAUCAGAUUAUUUAAAUAUUUGAUUGUUUGAUUUUUUUUUCUGAUUUUUAAAAAAAAAGUUAACAUAUGAUUGUGGUCUAUUGUUAAAAAAAAAACUUUACUAGAAAAAAUGAGUUAUAAAAAGUGUGUAUGCAUUUGUUUUGAAUAGAAAGUAGGUAAGGUAUAAAAAAAUAGGUAUUUGUUUGAAACUGAAAGAGCUUAUCACUAACAAUUACUCAGGUUAAAUUUUUUACUUUCUAUACACAUUUUUAGAAAUUUGAAACUUUUAUGCUUGUGAUAACAUUUUAGUCUAUUUUAUUUUGCUACACUUUAAUUAUUGUAUUUAUUUCAAAACAAAAAGCACUUUGUGUGUGUUGUUUUGCCUCAUAUAUCAAGAUUCUGUGUAACUGAAAGUUUGGCAGCUUGGUGUAAUUUUUGUGAUUUAUUUCGUUUGUUUUUCCUGUUCCAGUUUUGUUUGUUGUUUGUAGUUUGUGUUUUAACAUGCUCCAUAGGAACAGCUGACUGGACAUUUUCUCCCUAA